AUGCGUUUCAGCUGCAUUUUGGGCAUUUUAGCAAUGUGCCUCAUUGCUCAGGCAGCUGAACCGAAUUGUACAAGGACAUGGCCACCAGUACUUGGGCAAUGCCGUUUUAAGUGCCAACAUGGAAGUUGGGGGUUCCGUUCUCUUCCGGGCUUUACCCUUGAGGAUAAACCGGACGGAACGCCUUGCAGGAGAUUUUUGGGCUUAAAACAAGGAGAAUGCAAGAAAGGGAGAUGUGUAAAGCCUACAGCUAACAUGACAGGCCCCAGCCUUCCUGAAUAA
Molecule: messenger RNA, 279 nt
Organism: Ixodes scapularis (black-legged tick)
Lineage: Eukaryota; Metazoa; Arthropoda; Arachnida; Ixodida; Ixodidae
Exons: 5
Coding region: 1-279 (92 amino acids)
Source: RefSeq, a predicted model, not a curated record